UCCCAGUGGGGCAGGUCCCAGAGCACUCAGCAGCUCUGCCCGCGUGUCUACCCCACAGAGCCCACGGCCAUGGCAGCCCUGGCGGCUGGAGUAUCCAGGCGGCGGGCGGCAGCUGAAGGGCUUGGUUCCAACCAGAAGGCCAUGAAGUACUUGGACCAGGACUUUGAGACCUUGAGGCAACAGUGCUUGGACUCAGGCGUCCUAUUUAAGGACCCAGAGUUCCCAGCAUGCCCAUCAGCCUUGGGCUACAAGGACCUGGGCCCAGGCUCCCCCGAAACUCAAGGCAUUGUCUGGAGGCGGCCCACGGAAUUGUGUUCCAGCCCUCAGUUCAUCGUUGGUGGAGCCACGCGCACAGACAUUUGUCAGGGUGGUCUCGGUGACUGCUGGCUUCUGGCGGCCAUUGCCUCCCUCACCUUGAAUGAAGAGCUGCUUUACCGGGUGGUCCCCAGGGACCAGAACUUCCAGAAGAACUACGCAGGAAUCUUUCAUUUUCAGUUCUGGCAGUAUGGAGAGUGGGUGGAGGUGGUCGUCGAUGACAGGCUGCCCACCAGGAACGGGAAGCUGCUUUUCCUGCACUCGGAGGAAGGCAAUGAAUUCUGGAGUGCGCUGCUGGAGAAAGCCUACGCCAAGCUCAAUGGUUCUUAUGAGGCUCUUGCUGGAGGGUCCACAGUGGAGGGGUUUGAGGAUUUCACUGGUGGCAUCUCUGAGUUUUAUGAUCUGAAGAAGCCGCCGCCCAGUCUGUAUCAUAUCAUCCGGAAGGCGCUCCGCUCCAGCUCUCUGCUGGCCUGCUCCAUUGAUGUCUCCAGUGUGGCUGAAACGGAAGCCAUCACCCGCCAGAAGCUGGUGAAGGGUCACGCAUACUCUGUCACCGGAGUCGAAGAGGUGGAUUUCCAGGGCCAUCCGGAGAAGCUGAUCCGACUCAGGAAUCCGUGGGGAGAAGUGGAGUGGACGGGAGCCUGGAGUGACAAUGCACCAGAGUGGAGCUACAUAGAUCCCAGGCAGAAGGAAAAGCUGGACAAGAAAGCUGAGGAUGGAGAAUUUUGGAUGUCUUUUGCGGAUUUCUUGAGGCAGUUCUCUCGCCUGGAGAUCUGCAACCUGUCCCCGGACUCCCUGAGCAGCGAGGAGGUGCACAGAUGGAACCUGGUCCUGUUCAACGGCCGCUGGACGCGGGGCUCCACCGCGGGGGGCUGCCAGAACUACCCAGCCACGUACUGGACCAACCCCCAGUUCAAAAUCCAUUUGGAUGAGGUGGACGACCACCAGGAGGAGAGCGAGGGUGAACCCUGCUGCACGGUGCUGCUGGGUCUGAUGCAGAAGAAUCGCAGGAGACAGAAGAGGAUGGGACAGGGCAUGCUCAGCAUCGGCUACGCGGUCUACAAGGUCCCCAAAGAGCUGGAGUGUCACACAGAUGUGCACCUGGGCCGGGACUUCUUCCUGGGCCACCAGCCCUCAGCGCGCUCCAGCACCUACAUCAACCUGCGGGAGGUCUCCAGCCGGGUCCGGCUGCCCCCGGGGGAGUACCUGGUGGUGCCAUCCACCUUCGAGCCCUUCAAGGACGGCGACUUCUGCCUGAGGGUGUUCUCAGAGAAGAAAGCCAGAGCCCUGGAAAUGGGGAAUGUGGUAGCUGGAGACCUGCACGAGCCACAUCCCAGUGAGGUGGAUCAAGAAGACGGCCAGUUUGAGAGCCUGUUUGAGAGGCUGGCAGGGAAGGAUUCUGAGAUUGGUGCCAAUGAACUCAAGAAGGUUCUGAAUGAGGUGUUUUCCAAACGAACGGACAUAAAAUUCGAUGGAUUUGACAUCAACACUUGCCGGGAGAUGAUCAGCCUGAUGGAUAACAAUGGGACGGGCACCUUGGGACCAGUGGAAUUCAAGACGCUCUGGUUGAAGAUUCGGAAGUAUCUGGAAAUCUAUCAGGAAACUGAUUAUAACCACUUGGGGACCAUUGAUGCCCACGAGAUGAGGACAGCCCUCAAGAAGGCAGGUUUCACCCUCAACAACCAGGUGCAGCAGACCAUAGCCCUGCGGUAUGCAUGCAGCAAACUCGGCAUCGACUUCGACGGCUUCGUUGCCUGUAUGAUCCGCCUGGAGACCCUCUUCAAACUGUUCAGGCUUCUGGACAAGGACCAGAGUGGCAUUGUCCAGCUCUCUCUGGCUGAGUGGCUGUGCUGUGUGUUGGUCUGACGCAGAGUUUUGGACAUUGGCAACGCUCCCUGCCAGCCUGCCUGCCCCUUUUCUCCCCUACUUUACAGCUUUGUGAACAUUUAUCCUUGAAUGGCGUUCACUGGUUAUUCAUCUCCUGUCUGUCAUUGUCCCCUGAGAUCCUGGCCUGUCCCACUGGAGCAGUCUGGAGAGCCCUGGGUCUCUCUCAGCGGCGUUGCAGCUGACCAGCUGACCAGGGCCCACUGGAGGGACAGAAAUCAAUUAAAGAUGUGAGCCAAAAUGA
Messenger RNA from Equus caballus (horse), 2443 nucleotides. RefSeq names its product calpain 8 (gene CAPN8). Gene Ontology annotation, molecular function: calcium-dependent cysteine-type endopeptidase activity; calcium ion binding. NCBI's taxonomy places the organism in Eukaryota, Metazoa, Chordata, Mammalia, Perissodactyla, Equidae. The record is from RefSeq and is a predicted model, not a curated record. Gene Ontology annotation, cellular component: cytoplasm. Gene Ontology annotation, biological process: proteolysis.